This is a messenger RNA of Ctenocephalides felis (cat flea), 469 nucleotides long. RefSeq lists its product as uncharacterized. The coding region runs from base 1 to 369 and encodes 122 amino acids. The transcript is spliced from 3 exons. The record is from RefSeq and is a predicted model, not a curated record. Lineage: Eukaryota; Metazoa; Arthropoda; Insecta; Siphonaptera; Pulicidae.
AUGAAGGUUCUCCUAAUUCUGGCAUCAGUCCUUGGCAUCUGUUUCGCCUUAGAAGAACCCUUAAGGGUGCAAGUUGUUCCUCUGCCUUCGUACGACAGUGGAGUCGUCUCCAGAUCCAAUUUUGGUUCCAACGGGUUCUCCUACGACACUUCUGUGGUUCGUGCUUAUGCACCAAAUUAUUUACCAUAUUAUCAGGCAUAUCCUUAUGCUCACAGACCUCCCGUAAUGAAUAGCAUCGACCCGGGUUUCUUACAAAAGCAUCCGGAAUGUAAAGAUUACAAAUACUACUCCUAUACUGGUUCUUUUGGAAUUGUCAGAGUGACAUGUGAACGUAAAUAUGAUGAAUACAUCAAGAACAAAAAGCAAUAAAUUUCUUCAACGAACUUAGAAAUUCCUCUAAAUUUCUACAUCAGGACUCGUUUUUCUCUAGGAUCCUUCAUGAAUUGUUACUGACGGUCUGAUGUUAAAC